UAUUUACUUCUUCUUCUCUAGCAAUUUCACUCCGCAAGUACUCUUUACAUUUUCUUUCAUUUUUCACCAAAAUCACAUGGCUCCUUUCGCCUCACUCUUCCCUCUUCUCCUCCUGCUUCUCACAUCGUCUUUCAUAUUUUCCAAAAAUGGCGCGUUCGUCAGAUUCGCAGCGGGAAAGAUCCACAUUACCGAUGACCUAGACGACGUCGUCGACGACGAAGAAGACGAGUCCUGGAAGGAAUGGGGCAAGAAAUCGCCACCUUCUUCGGAUGACGACCUCAAGCCCAGCGAUUUCUCCAAAAUGGACAUGCCUAAGAUCCAGGCCGAGAUGAUGAAACGCCAAUCCGGACCAGUCUUCGGCUUCGUCAAGCUCCGAUUGGGAGUCAAACGAACUCGGGAUACGGUGUCCGAGACGGCUAUGAAAUGGACAAAGGUUCUGAAAACUGGAGCUAUUGAAGCUAAGUUCAUGGGAGUUGAUCUCAGCACUAUCAUGUUCACUAUGGAAAGAGGACAAGAUGUUUCAGAGGUGAAAGAGUUUGUGUUGGGCCAAGAAGAGGCAUAUGAGGUGAAAAUUGGGGAUCAAGUUUUUCGAAGGCCCGGAGAUCCUCCAUUGGAGGAAGUUGUUGAGGAGCUCCAGAAGAAGAAAACGACGACGCAGAAGGAUGGAAAUGUGAAAGAGGAGUUAUAGUUAGAGUGAUAAGAAAUCAACUAAUAGUUCUAAUCAUUGUUAGGUUGAUGAUUUGAUUUGCUACUCGCUUUCUUUCUUAAGUAUCUUACUAUUACAUAUCAAGCCAUCCAUAGACUAGUGACAAGUACUGAAACACUUCAAUCAAUUCUUAAGAAGAUGAAUUUGAAUAAUCUGAUUUCCUUCUUCAGUUA
Molecule: messenger RNA, 879 nt
Organism: Humulus lupulus (European hop)
Lineage: Eukaryota; Viridiplantae; Streptophyta; Magnoliopsida; Rosales; Cannabaceae
Exons: 3
Coding region: 77-688 (203 amino acids)
Biological process (GO): protein folding
Source: RefSeq, a predicted model, not a curated record